GUCACUGUGUUGGCGUCCGGCCCUGACACUCCAUUCACUGCCUCAGGCCAGGUGCACCCCGGGUCGAUAAAUGCCAGGCGGAUGGAUUUGGCCGAUGCUGCGCACCUCGCAAUUCCUCAUAUCGUAUUAGCCUCAAAGGACGAGCCAGCCGAUGCGGUCAAAGGAUAUGCAGAGACAAUCACAAAUAAUGAGAAUGGAGGACUCGUUAAAACAUACUCCAGCAUGUGGCACGGAUGGAUGGGUGCUCGUGCGAACUUGGAUCAGGAGGAGAGUCGAGCUGAGUACACACGGGAGCAAGCACUCUCCAUCUUGCUUUACACUCUCACUGAAUACUAA
Molecule: messenger RNA, 336 nt
Organism: Penicillium soppii
Lineage: Eukaryota; Fungi; Ascomycota; Eurotiomycetes; Eurotiales; Aspergillaceae
Exons: 2
Source: RefSeq, a predicted model, not a curated record